UCGCACUCAUCACCAUGUUUGGUCUCCAGCGGGCAGCCCCAGCUAUGGCGGGCCGCCGUCUACUUUCUUCUCUUGUGUCCCGGCAAAACUUCAGUUGUGCACGCUCAUUCCAAAACGCUCUUGCAUCCCCCUCAAGCGUUCCUCUUUCCACAAAAACCCAUGCCGGAUCUUUAUUGUUGCGUCGUGGUUAUGCCGAAGCAACUGGCAAAUAUUCGCGCACAAAACCUCACAUGAACAUCGGAACCAUCGGUCACGUCGACCAUGGCAAAACCACCUUAACUGCAGCUAUCACCAAGACCCUUGCUGAGAGUGGGGGAGCAACCUUCACAGACUAUGCGGAAAUUGAUAAGGCUCCCGAGGAGAAGGCUCGUGGUAUUACUAUCAACUCUGCUCACGUCGAAUACGAGACGGCUGCACGACACUACGGCCAUAUUGACUGUCCCGGACAUGCGGAUUACAUUAAAAAUAUGAUUACUGGUGCGGCUCAAAUGGAUGGUGCAAUCAUUGUUGUAUCUGCUACGGAUGGACAAAUGCCGCAGACGCGCGAGCAUUUGCUAUUGGCUCGUCAGGUCGGGAUUAAAAAACUGGUUGUUUUCAUUAACAAGGUAGAUAUGGUCGACGACAAGGAAAUGCUUGAGCUUGUCGAUAUGGAGAUGCGUGACCUGCUUUCGACUUACAACUUUGACGGCGAAAAUACUCCGAUCAUUAUGGGCUCUGCUCUUGCUGCUUUGGAAGGUCGUAACCCCGAAACUGGUGCCGACAAGAUCCGUGAACUGGUAGCGGCUUGCGAUGCAUGGCUUGAGCUGCCUCCUCGCGAGUUCGACAAACCGUUCUUGAUGGCAGUUGAGGAUGUCUUCUCUAUCUCUGGACGUGGUACCGUUGCUACUGGUCGGGUUGAGCGUGGAGUCGCGAACAAAGGUGAUGAAAUUGAAAUUGUCGGCUUGAAUUCGAGCUUCAAGACAGUGCUUACGGGAAUUGAAAUGUUCCACAAGGAGCUUGAUCGAGGAGAACCUGGUGACAAUAUGGGAGCGCUUCUUCGUGGUGUGAAGAAAGAGCAAGUCCGUCGUGGUAUGGUACUCGCUGCUCCUGGCUCCAUCAAGCCUGUCAAGAGGUUCCAUGCUCAGAUCUAUGUACUUACGAAGGACGAGGGUGGUCGCUACACUCCUUUCAUGGCUAGCUACAAACCUCAGCUAUUCUUGCGUACCGCUGACAUUACUGUUACAUUGGAAUUCCCGGAGGGUACUCCUGACGCCAAGGAGAAGAUGGUUAUGCCUGGAGACCACGUUGAGAUGGUAUGCAACCUUCUGUACGAUGCAGCUGCUGAAGUUGGCACGCGCUUCACUCUCCGCGAGGGUGGCAAGACGGUUGGCACUGGUAUCGUGACCAAGAUCCUCGAAACAGCAUAGAAAUUUGCAUCUAUCUAUUAAUAUACUGAGCAUUUGUAUAUGUCAAUCCCACUCUGCUCAUUAAUUAGAUAUUUUUACGGCACGCUGCUAUCGUUCGUGCUUUUCAAAAAUAAAUUGGAUACAAACG
Messenger RNA from Fomitiporia mediterranea MF3/22, 1533 nucleotides. RefSeq names its product translation elongation factor Tu. Gene Ontology annotation, cellular component: mitochondrion. The transcript is spliced from 11 exons. The coding region runs from base 15 to 1406 and encodes 463 amino acids. The record is from RefSeq and is a predicted model, not a curated record. Gene Ontology annotation, molecular function: translation elongation factor activity; GTP binding; GTPase activity. NCBI's taxonomy places the organism in Eukaryota, Fungi, Basidiomycota, Agaricomycetes, Hymenochaetales, Hymenochaetaceae. Gene Ontology annotation, biological process: mitochondrial translational elongation.